UUUUCUCGCCUGCGGCUGAAAUUUGCACGGUGAACCGCUGCUGGAGGCAAUGUGGAUAUAGUGUUGAGGUUUUCAUUUUAAUAUAUACAUGUGCAUAGUCACGCAAACAGGCGGAAAACGUAGAGAAAGUGUUUCCUUUUCUCUUUUUCUUCCUUUUCCCGGCUGUUAGUGGUCUCCCGCGAGCGUUUUACAUGCGGACUGUCAUUCAGAAAUACUACAGCCUGCAUUUGGAGCGCUCACGUGUUUGACCUUAGUCUGUAUAUAUUAGAUUUUUCCUACAUUUAUACUCAUAUUUUUCCGUUCUCUUAGUUAUAUGUUACUUUUGUAUACUUUGUCAAAGUCGACUUCAUUUAUUACAACAAGUUGACGUUGCGGUGACAGUACGUGUCUUCACGUUUGUUAAUGACUCUUAGUUUGAAUCGCGGAUUAAGUUAUCGAAGCCAUAAAAUCACUGGAGAGGAGGUGAGGAACUUUUUCCGGCAUCGUAUACGUGCAGGUCAUCAGAGGGUAACAGACUGUGGAUAUCUCAUCACUGCUGGGAGUUUUACAAUCAAAGAGGCUCAGCAUUCUUCUUCCUGAAAAUUAAGCCAAAAUGGAGCUUCUCUGGUUCUUUCUGUUGCUGGAGAUGGUCCUGAUGUCUGCUGCUGCCAGGGGUCCACCCAGGGUGUCAGAGCGGGUGGCCCAUCGGCAGAGUGUCCGUCUGGGUCGCACCAUGAAGCUGCCCUGCCCCGUAGAGGGUGACCCCCCGCCGCUCAUCAUGUGGACCAAAGAUGGCCGCAACAUCCACAGUGGCUGGACACGGUUCAGGGUGUUACAGCAUGCUCUGCGUAUUAAAGAGGUGGAGACUGACGACGCCGGGACUUACAUCUGUAAGGCUACCAACGGGUUUGGCAGUGUAAACAUCAACUACACACUCAUUGUUAUAGAUGACUCCAGUUCAAGAGGUGGAGCAGGGAUGAACGACGGUGACUCUGAACAUGCCCCAGAGCUGGCUGGGAAACUGGUACGUCCACGUUUCACCCAGCCAUCAAAGAUGAGGAAGCGUGUCAUCGCUCGCCCAGUGGGUAGCUCAGUGCGUCUGAAGUGUACAGCAAGCGGAAACCCUCGCCCCGACAUUGUCUGGCUGAAGGACAGUCGGCCGCUGAUGGACGAGGACGGUGGAGCAGGAGGGGAAGGGAAGAAGAAGAAAUGGACCCUGAGUCUGAAGAACCUGAUGCCAGAGCACAGCGGGAAGUACACCUGCCACGUCUCAAACAGAGCAGGAGAGAUCAAUGCCACCUACAAAGUGGAAGUCAUACAGCGUACCAACUCUAAACCCAUUCUGACCGGUACUCACCCUGUCAACACCACCGUGGACUACGGAGGAACCACAUCUUUCCAGUGUAAAGUCCGCAGUGACGUCAAGCCGGUUAUUCAGUGGCUUAAAAGAGUUGAACCUGGUGACGAGAACAAAUUUAACUCCACCAUAGAGGUUGGAGACCAUCGCUUUGUGGUCCUGCCUACAGGGGAGGUUUGGUCGCGUCCUGACGGAUCCUACCUCAACAAGCUGCUGAUAACCAGAGCCAAGGAGGAGGAUGCCGGCAUGUACAUCUGCCUGGGAGCCAAUACCAUGGGCUACAGCUUCAGGAGUGCCUACCUGACGGUGCUACCAGAUCUGAAGCCCCAAAGCAACUCUGUCCCUACGGCAACAUCCCCUAGCCUCCCCUGGCCCGUCAUUAUUGGAAUACCAGCAGGUGUUGCCUUCAUUUUAGGCACCGCCCUCCUCUGGUUCUGUCAAUCAAAGCGCACCUGCUCCUCCUCUUCUUCAUCCUCCUCUGCUCUUCCUGUUGCCCAGCGUCUGCCUGUGGCCAAUCGUGACCGAGCCUGCCCAGCAGUGCCUUCUCAAACAGCCAACGGGGAUAAAGAUUGUCUUUCAUAUGAGGACUACAUUGCCCAUCAGCAGCUGCUUCUGGCUCAGGGAGGCGCAGGAUUGGCUCCCAAGAUCUACCCGAAGAUCUACACGGAUAUACACACACACACGCAUUCACAUGUGGAUGGGAAAGUGCACCAACACCAGCACAUUCAUUACCAGUGUUAGCAGCAAGGCUAACAGCAAGCUUUGGUGUUACACAUUCAACUCUUACAUGAACAUGUUCCUGUGCAUGCAGACUCAUUCACAACAGUCCAUACUAACUGCUGACGUACAGAGCAAAGAACAAGGACAGCCACAUGCAAGAGAGCACGCAGUUCAUGUACAGAAACAUUGGAUCACACAACUCUUCCUCAUUCUGCUGCAGCCAUGUUGUUGUGUAAACACGGACUUAUUCAAGACACAAAUAAUGAAGAAUGUAAAGAAAGAAGACAAAGAUCCUUAUUUUUUGCCAAUCUGGAUGCCUAUCCAAAACCCCAAAAUAUGUUUUAUUCAAGCUUUUUUUUAUACGAACUCUUUUCUGAAGAUGUUUAAAUCUCUCUCAAAGGCCUUAUUUGAAACCAUAGUGAACUCUGCAGCUUCGAGGUAACUUUAUAACCCAACAAUUUAUCUGUCUCUGUUCUUUUAGUAUUUUGGACAGAACCACAGCCUCCUCAGUAAGAGUAGAAAUACAGAUUGCCUUCAUUACAAGGUUCCAACUAUAGUUACUCAUGUAUAUAGUGGAAUAAGAUUAUAUGGCAUUUAGCAUGCUACUUCAUCCUGGGUAAUCUAUAAAGAACAAUAUAGCAUGUGUGUGAUAAUUUAGUGAUAUAUCUCAGGCCUCAACCCAACUGAGCCUAAGAAACACAAAUAAGACAAACUCCCACUGUAGGAUGUAAGGAUGCGAGCUGCUGGUUUUUGCUUCUGCUGAGCCGACAGCCCUUCUGAUAAAUGUCCGGCUGCUAUCUGGGUAAUGUGUGAAAAGAUCUGAUGUCAAACUGGGUUGCUGACUCCAGAGAGCAUGUAUCUGUCUUAUUAGAAUGAUUUUAAAUGCAGCUACAGGGAGAUUUCUUCUACAACCUAGGAGCUCCUCAAGACGACAGUUGCAGAAGCUCUCCCAGCUCUGAUUAAGUACAUUUUCUGACCCUUUACUUCCUGGGGGUGGCAUUUCUUGUUUGUCAUCGUCUACUUUGCAGCUUUGUUUGAUGCUUGCUGACUUUAGAAGAGAGAGAUGAAGGAUAUCAGUUCUCCAUAUUUCAUACAUUCAACCUCUUUAGUCGAGGUGCAGUGCCUCUGUAAAAUGGUGCCUUCUAACAACUGUUUCCAGAUUUCGUGGAUCAAUGUUGGAUCACUGGAUAUGUCACAGAUUCUUGUUAAUCUGUUAUGAGAUUGAAAGGGCUUAAAAGAGAGGAACAUCCUCAGACUAUGUACAAAUACAUAAACUGCUCUUAGUGCUUUACAAUGGAAAGGAAUUAUAAUAACAUCCUGAUACAUUUAUAGAUAUGUCUGGAUUAUUUGAUUUGAUCUGAAGAUUUACCAUUCGUUUUACUGACCACCUUAAGAGAUGUUUAAAAUAAAGAGAUCUACAAAUUUCUUUUAUAUGCAUUUACAUGUGGAUUUUAGCCAUUUUCUCUGUAUUUGACUAUAAUUUGGUCUCAUGUUAAUGCCAUUUGAAAGCCCUCACAUACCCGUGGUACACCCCCACAAAUGUUUUCACUCAUUUUUGCUUAUUAGACCUCCUCCAAGUGUGGGACAACUGAAACUUUUACCAUUCUUAUUCAUAUAAUGAGUUUGGUAAAUUUAGGUAAUUAUCAAUGUUGCUCUACAUGGCUUCAUUUGUAAAUGAGGUCCCCAACAGUUGUUAUGAGUAAAGCAAUUAGUACACUAUAUAAAUGAUCCUAAAAUAAGCAGUUUUCAAAGCCAAUUUAAGCUUAAGUUAGAGAGAGUAGAUAUAAAGUUAAGGUCACAUUUGCCAGGUGAUGAUAUUGUGUUUGGGAUUGUAAAAUCAAAGGGAUCCACAAAAUCCCAAAGGUCAUUAUGAAAAAAAGUCCAGAAGUCCAUAGAAUAUCUUUCUUUUCUUUUGUUUUCUUAAAUUUAUUUUCACUAGCACUAAGAUCUGUACUGCUUACUUACUUAACUGACACUACUAAAGCAUGAACAUAAUUUGCAAAACUAGAAUUAGUAAAGUACUGGUUAUUCAAGGUCAAAUAACAGGAUUUCAUUAGAAACAUGCAGAUUCCAAUCUUUUCUACUGGGUAUUCUCAUGUAUUAGAAUGACUGUUAGUUAUUCCUUUAGUCUUAUUGUUUCAUUGCAUUUUGCAUUGGCUACUCCUGAUAGGUGUUGGGAAGUUCCCUCACACCACACCAUGAUAAAAUCAUUUAGAUUGACCCAAAACUCAUCAGAAACCAGCCCUAACAAACCUCCUUCCUUUCGCUCUUUCUCAGGUGUCCAUCUUGUUUUUCCUGUGUGCACCCAUGAAUCUGACCACUAUAUAAACUCUGCAUAAAAUGUUAUGCUAAGAUUAAAUCUAGAUUUCAGCUGUUUUACAUUAGAGCACCCUAAAAGACAUACUCAGCCAUGUGUGAGUGUAACAGUGGGGUGACUCUGGCCAGAGAUGUUUAAACAUAAAAAUGAAUGUCUGCUAAAGAAAGGAAAGAAUUGUAGGCUUACCAUGAAGUUGAUUGCAUUUGCAUUAAGUCUGUGUUUCCUGCUGCAGACCUUCUUCAAGACAAAAUACAACAGUGAGAACUUAAGGUGUAAAUGUGUUACAAUCAUGUGACAGGAAGUGAUAUAUUGACAUCACCUGGUAACUUUAGUUACACAUGUGGUCGAUCUUUAGCAUGAAUUUUCCACAUAAAUAUCAAGAAAGAAAAAUGUACAACUAUAUUCAUAUGUAUAAUUCAUAUAUGCCCAUUUUUAUAAUACUCAUUGGCAUGUUAUCUUUAUCCUGAAAAGAACAGGGGGCCUGCAGACCAGAGCUUUAGAGUCAACGAGUAGCCAGUCUCUUUCUUUGUAUAUUUUCAAUCCCUUUUAUAGAUUUUGUUUCAAACCUGUGAAGUCCUUUGUAUUAUUAUAAAUGUAAGGUGUAGCUUGUAAAACAUGCAAUCUUCAGAUAUGAUUAGCCACACCUUUCUACCUGCACAAAGACCUAUUUACGUAAAUUAAGUAUAUGUGUUUCAUAUCCCCAACAGACAGCCUGCGACCAGUGUAUUUCAUGUUAGUGCCCUCUCUCCGUUCCGAUAUAACAAAUAAAAUGCAUAUGAAAGUACAAAGUACUAAAAUUAAGUUAAUUAGAACAGCAAAGAAUAAGAUUAUAUAAAAAUGAUUAUUAUUAUAUUACAGUUCCAAAUGGAGACAUUUAUCAUUUAUUUUCCUCUCUAGAAACAGCGUAAACUGCAUUAGUAGCUCUCCCUUUGAUAUGUUCUUCUUGUCCUCCCAUCAUUUCUGCUUUGAAACAUCUGCUGAACAGCUGGAGUGUGUUUUUUUGUUUUAAAGUAUUUCUUCCAAUGUUGGAGGGAUGGAAAAGUAAGUAACAGUAACAUUUUCCUCAAUGUUUUUCUGUGAAAAUCAUUGUCAACUCAGUUUUUCACUUAUUUCACACAUUAAACUCAGUUUAAAAGUUUUUUUGUGUCAAAGCUAAUGGACUGCCAAUAGAAAAACUGUGUAUAUGUGCACUUACCACUAGCAUGUUCAUGGAAUGACAUUACUGUUGAAAUUAUAGGAAUUUUUGGAUCGUUUAGUGAGAAUGCUUUGGACCAUACACUAGCUCUAGCAACACAUUGACCCACAAAAAUUGUCUCGAGAUUCAAAAAGAAAGUGUGUUUCUAAUUUAUUUUGUUUUUUUCAUAUAAUUGGGCAUUAUACUGCAUGAGUGGAUUUUGUGUUAUACUAGUAACGUAAGCUAUGUAGCAAAUACCAUGUUCACGUCAUUGUAAGAUACUGUAUUUAUACGUGCUGACGGAAUAUACAAAAUUUUAUCAUUAAUCUUUGUAUCGACAAUCUUGUACAGUCUGUUGUCAUAUAGGUUAAAAGUAUGUUUUCUCCCAUUUUAAUCAUUUUAAUGGUGCCAUUAAAAAAGUUAAAUAUA
Messenger RNA from Micropterus salmoides (largemouth bass), 5976 nucleotides. Its product is annotated as fibroblast growth factor receptor-like 1. NCBI's taxonomy places the organism in Eukaryota, Metazoa, Chordata, Actinopteri, Centrarchiformes, Centrarchidae. Bases 593 to 2077 code for a protein of 494 amino acids. Gene Ontology annotation, cellular component: plasma membrane. The transcript has 8 exons. Gene Ontology annotation, molecular function: fibroblast growth factor receptor activity; fibroblast growth factor binding. The record is from RefSeq and is a predicted model, not a curated record.